Molecule: messenger RNA, 429 nt
Organism: Carya illinoinensis
Lineage: Eukaryota; Viridiplantae; Streptophyta; Magnoliopsida; Fagales; Juglandaceae
Exons: 2
Coding region: 1-429 (142 amino acids)
Source: RefSeq, a predicted model, not a curated record
AUGAAUCGGUGGUCGACGAUUCAACAAGCUACAAAUAAGUUUUGUGGUUACUUGGCUCAAGUCGAAGGAAUGCAUCCAAGUGGGUUUAACGAGCAAGACAAGAUUGGAAAGGCAAAGGUAAUGUUCUUGGAGUUAGAGAAGAAGUCUUUUAACUUUGAUCAUUGUUGGUGGGUGUUAAGAUUCCAUCCAAAGUGGGUGGAACAUAUGGACAUGGUGAAGCCGAAGAAGAAACCAAGUUCACAUGAUUCGACACCAAAUUCAAUACAUCUAGGCGAAGAUGAGGAUUUUCAUAUUGCAUCUUCAAAUUUGGAACGACCAAUAGGUCGUAAAGCAGAAAAAGAGAAACGAAAGAGAAAAGAAAUGACAAACUCUGACUCUCUUGUGGUACUAAAUGAGAUGGUGGAAAUUAGAAAGAGUAACUUGUGCUAA